This is a messenger RNA of Amphiprion ocellaris (clown anemonefish), 3035 nucleotides long. RefSeq names its product WD repeat domain 24 (gene wdr24). Lineage: Eukaryota; Metazoa; Chordata; Actinopteri; Pomacentridae. The transcript is spliced from 11 exons. The coding region runs from base 159 to 2528 and encodes 789 amino acids. The record is from RefSeq and is a predicted model, not a curated record. Gene Ontology annotation, biological process: positive regulation of TOR signaling. Gene Ontology annotation, molecular function: protein binding.
CUAGACGCGGAGUUCCCGCGAGAUUACAGCAAACCACAACUUCCGAUACCGCAAGCAGUUAGCAACAGCUACAGAGCAGAAAGCUCUCAUGGGAGCACAUGAAGAGGACUCUGUCCUGCUGCAGACUUUGACAAGGCCAUCAGUUCUUCACCAAGAACAUGGAGAAAAUGUCACGGGUUACCACCGCCCUCAGCAGCAAUACCAUCAGUGGCCGAACUAUGUUCUGCCACCUGGACGCUCCAGCCAACGCCAUCAGCGUGUGCCGUGACGCCACGCAGGUGGUCGUGGCUGGACGCAACAUUUUCAAGAUCUACGGACUUGAGGAGGAGCAGUUUGUGGAGAAGCUGAAUCUACGCGUCGGUCGCAAGCCCUCCCUGAACUUUAGCUGCGCUGAUGUCAUGUGGCAUCAGAUGGAGGAGAACCUACUGGCUACGGCUGCCACCAACGGAGCCGUGGUCACAUGGAAUCUGGGAAAACCUUCUCGCAACAAGCAGGACCAGCUGUUUACAGAGCACAAACGCACCGUCAACAAGGUGUGCUUCCAUCCCACGGAGGUUUACAUGCUGCUAAGUGGCUCACAGGAUGGCUUCAUGAAGUGUUUUGACCUGCGCAAGAAGGAGUCUGUUAGUACUUUCUCAGGUCAGUCGGAGAGUGUGAGGGAUGUGCAGUUCAGCAUGAAGGAUUAUUUUACAUUUGCUGCAUCCUUUGAAAAUGGCAACGUCCAGCUGUGGGACAUCAGGCGACCAGACCGCUAUGAGAGAAUGUUCACGGCCCACACUGGUCCCGUGUUCUGCUGCGACUGGCACCCUGACGACAGGGGCUGGCUGGCCACAGGCGGUAGAGACAAGAUGGUGAAGGUUUGGGACAUGACCACCAACAGGGCCAAAGAGAUUUACUGCGUCCAGACGAUAGCCUCAGUAGCACGAGUUAAAUGGCGGCCUGAGAGGAAGUUUCAUUUAGCCACCUGCUCCAUGAUGGUGGACCACAACAUCUAUGUGUGGGAUAUUCGCAGACCUUUCAUUCCCUUCGCCACCUUCGAGGAGCAUAAAGACGUGACCACUGGUAUUGUGUGGCGCCACCAGCACGACCCUCACUUUCUGCUCUCGGGCUCUAAAGACAGCACGCUCUACCAGCAUAUGUUCAAGGAUGCCACUCGUCCUGUGGACAAGGCCAACCCCGAGGGUCUGUGCUUUGGACUGCUGGGUGAUUUGGCCUUUGCAGCCAAGGAGAGUCUGAUCAGCAGUGACGCCAACAGAAAGCCCUACCCUGGAGGCGACCGCCGCUACCCCAUCUUUUUCUUCAAGAAGCCCGACCCGACAGAACAGUUUGCCCAUGUGUCCAGUGCUCUUAGCGUCUUUGAGACAGACUUGGACAGUAACCGCAUGGACUGGUUUGUCAAGACGGCACAACUCUACCUCCUCAGCGGCAAACCGUUUGCUGAACUGUGUGAUCACAAUGCCAAGGUGGCACAAGAGCUCAAAAGACCUCAGGUUUCCACUACAUGGACCAUGCUGAGAAUUAUGUUCUCUGACCCAGCGAACCUCACUGCGCCUGGUCCAAACCACAACCUCAGUAAACUCGGCACCUUGCCUUUAAUGAACAGUUUCAGUAUGAAGGAAAUGGGUUCGGGGAUGGGCACAGAGAGCAGACUGGAGCGCAGUAAAGGUGACAGCAGGCAGGACAACAUCCACCUGGAGCCUGGGAACUCGCACAUCAGCAAUAAUAAUGAAGAAAAUGAGGAGACAGAAGGCAGCGACGGCCAGGCUGAGUAUAUGUUUGGUGAUGCUGAGUUAGACGACGAUGACCUCUAUUCUGUGGAGCACGACAACCAAACAGAAGAACAGGAGUACGCGCUGCCCCAGGAGGCCUUCCAGCUGCGCCACGAGAUCAUGGACAACCCAUCUGCUCCGGAGCACCUUCAGCAGGACAAGGCCGACUCUCCGCACGUCAGCGGCAACGAGGCCGAAGUCACCUGUCUGACGCCCAUCGAGUCUUUCUCUCUCAUCUCCAUUUCCCAGCCGCUGUACAGCCCACAUCUGCCCGCCAGCUUCUUUUGCCCCAUCGUACGGGAGAUGCUGAGCUACUAUGCCGAGCAGGGCGACGUGCAGAUGGCCGUGUCCGUGCUCAUCGUCUUGGGGGACCGAAUCCGUAAAGAGAUAGAUGACCUCACGCAGGAGCACUGGUACAUGUCCUACAUAGACCUGCUGCAGCGUUUCGAGCUGUGGAACGUGUCUAAUGAGGUCAUCAAGCUGAGUACGUGCAGCGCCAUCACCUGCCUGAACCAGACGUCUACAACGCUGCACAUCAACUGCAGCAACUGCAAGCGACCGAUGAGCAAUAAGGGCUGGAUAUGUGACAGGUGCCACCAGUGUGCCAGUGUGUGUGCCGUGUGUCACCAUGUGGUGAAGGGACUGUUUGUGUGGUGCCAGGGCUGCAGCCACGGUGGACAUCUGGAGCACAUGAUGAACUGGCUCAAGAGCAGCGCUCACUGUCCUGCCGGCUGUGGUCACCUGUGUGAGUACACCUGAGCCAGUUACAGCUGCUCCUCUGUGGGAGAGGGGAAACACACCAGCCUGACUCACACACAAACACACACCACAGACAGACGGGAUGUCUCCGUCCCUGGAGCCUGGAGCGUUUUGUCACUGUGGAAAGAAGGAUGGCUUUGAAGUGAGAUUAGACCAGCGGUCUGAAAGAGGGGGAGGUUUCUGUGUGCUCUCCUGGACAGCCAUUCAAGAGCAAACACAAUCGCAUGUGAAUUCAUAUUUGCAUUUGAAUUGGUUCUUGAACCUCUGGUGGAUUUGUAUAAACAGAAGUUACAAAAGAUAUUCAAAGUUCACACUUGCUGCUUUUACAUUGUUUUUAAACCCAGAAGGCUGUACAAGAGGAAAUGUUAGCUCAUCAUAAGUGAAUUGUUAAUGUUUGUACAUAAGGUUUAUUUUGAAGUACUGUAGAUAAUGUUGCAUUAAUUUAUAUUAGAGAGAUAAAUGACUAUAUUCAAGCAAUACAUUAAAGCAAUACAUUUUGAAUUGACA